This is a messenger RNA of Alternaria atra, 1428 nucleotides long. RefSeq lists its product as uncharacterized. Gene Ontology annotation, biological process: fungal-type cell wall polysaccharide metabolic process. The record is from RefSeq and is a predicted model, not a curated record. The coding region runs from base 1 to 1428 and encodes 475 amino acids. The transcript has 2 exons. NCBI's taxonomy places the organism in Eukaryota, Fungi, Ascomycota, Dothideomycetes, Pleosporales, Pleosporaceae. Gene Ontology annotation, cellular component: fungal-type cell wall.
AUGUCUGCCUCUGUCAAGUUUACCGGCCUUCUGGCCUUCGCCUCCGCUGUCGUGGCUGUUCCUCACUACCAGCACAACAAGUUCCACCACAGGGCUGCCUACCCAACCGGCGGAUGGGGUGGUGCCUACAACAGCACUGCUGUUGCUGGUGCUACUGGUACUGGUGUCUACGGCGAUGACAAGACUACCACCCUUGACACCACUUCUACCUCCACGGCGACUGAGUACUCGACCAUCUACGUCAAGCCUACCGGCAUGGCUGGAGACAACAAGCAGGUCGAUGCCGCUGAUGCCUCCACUGGUGUCUGUGGCGCAACCGUCACCGUCACUGCUUCCGAGAAGGUCACCGUCACUGUCACUCCCGGCGGUGGCGCUGGUGUCCCUACCUCAUCUCCUGUUGCCGCCGAGUCUUCCGCUGACAACGGAUAUGGAGUCCCCGUCGUUGAGUCAAGCUCUGCGGCCGCUGAGUACCCCGCCGCUACCCCAACAGAGGCGACCUCUUCAUCUGUUGUCGAGACUCCUGUCGAGACUCCCGUAGCUGAGACUACCACCUCAAAGGCGGCUGAGUACCCUGCCCAGACCCCCGAGGCCUCUGUCUCAUCCGAGACUCCUCAGAUCACUGCAUCCUACGCUCAGAAGCCCGUCGAGAAGGCUAGCUCAGCUGUCUCUUCCGCGGCUCCUUCCCCCACUGCUGCCACUGGCAACAGCUACACUGGUGAAAAGCGCGGUCUCGCCUACAACGAAGCUCACCUCUGCACUACUUUCGGCAGCAAGUUCGGUUUCGCUUACAAUUGGGGGCAAACCGAGACCAGCGAUAUCGGGACAAAUUUUGUGCCUAUGAUGCAUGGUCCUACCAAGUCCUCCGCCGACGAGUGGCUCGCCAACGUUGGCAAGGCCGUCAAGAAGGGUUCCACUGCUGUUAUGGGUUUCAACGAGUGCGAUCACUCCGCCCAGUGCAACAUGGAGCCCGAAGCUGCCUGCGCCGCCUGGAAGGAAUACAUGAACCCUGUCAAGCAGGCUCACCCUGAGAUCACCAUCGUCGGUCCCUCAGUCACAAAUGGCCCUGCCCCCAUGGGUCUCGACUGGCUCAGCCGCUUCAACGACUGCUGCCCCGACGCUGUCGUCGACGCAACCAACAUCCACUUCUACGACAUCUACGACGAGAAGACCAUUGACCGCUUCCAAGCUCAGGUUGAGAAGGCUGCUUCUCUCACCGGAAAGAAGGUCUGGAUCACCGAGUUCGGUCUUAACCCCGGCUCUGCUUCCGAGGAGCAGGCUGCCAGCUUCCUCAAGGACGCCAUGGCCUACCUCGACGGCUCCGACAAGGUCCAAGGUUACUCCUGGUUCAUGGUCGGCGAUGGUGAGAACCAGCUCAACUCUGGCAAUGGCCUCUCGGCUAUUGGCAAGGUCUACGCUGGUGCCGCUUAA